AUGGAAUCGGCGUCGGAUCCGAAGGCGGAGGAGAACCCGGACGUGUGGGAGCUGUUCCGGCACUACGACAGGCUCUACUUCCGCGGCGCGCUCGACGACGCCGCAUUCGCCGUCGAGUGGACCUCCCCGCGCGUGAAGACUUGCAGUGGUUUCGGAUCCUGUUCAUUUGGAAGCAAAACCAUAACGCUCUAUCAACCAAUGCUGCAACAUCGCACAAAGGAUGAUCUGAAGAACGCCCUUCUGCAUCUGAUGAUUCAUGCUAUCGUAUUUAUGAAGCAUGGUAUGGCGAGACUCAGUAUGCAUGGUCCUGUUUUCCGUGAUUGGAUGGAUGCUAUCAACGCUUGCUCCAUUGAAGAUUACCUGAGACCAAAAGGCGGCUAUUGUAUCACCACCACCCAUGAUUUCAGUCCGGAAGAACUCCAGAGCAUCCAGGGAAAUCUGUGGAAGUGUGAAUCAUGUGCCGCUACACUUUUGAGAGCCACGAAGCUGGGCCCUCCAUCUGAUUCCUGCUGUAUUGAGAAUGUUAGCAAACAUGCUACCUGUGGCAACAUGCUUUGCAACUGGCACAACCACAAGAUGAAUUGUGGUGGUACAUAUGUGGUGCCGAAACAAGGUCAAAAGAUGGUUCCGAAAGGUUAUGCUGUUGGUUGUAAACAGGGGCUUCUUACUGAAACAUCCAAGUCACAAGAUGCUGUAGAAGAAUCAUAUUCAGAUGAAGUUCAGGAGAAUUCUACUGUGCCAAAACCAAUUGUGCCUGCUAUCCCUCAGAGAAAGGCAAGCAAGAGUAAUAUGCCUGUAGAUUUUCAGAAAGCAAUUGUGCCUGCAACCCCUCGGAGAAAAUUGAAGCAGGAGUUUGUUUCAUCGGAAAAGUAUGAGCUUUUCUCUAUAGGAAGUUGCAAAAAUGAAAACACACUUGGUAGUUGCUCCUCAAAGAAGCCAGAGGACUUCCAGAGAAAAAUUGAUUCGUCUGAUUCUCCUCUGAGCAAACUGAAGCGGAAGCAAACAUCUAUUGCUUCGAAGAAGCAUGAAAUUAGAUCUGUAGAGAGUUUCUACAAUGCAAAAUCGUCGAGAACUGACACCUCCACGAAGGCAAGCAGGUGGCAUAAGCCAGAGCACGUUCAGAAAUCCAAUGUCCAGCCUGCUGCAUCUCAGAAAAAACUGAAGCUAGAGGAAGACAUGACUUUCUCUCUAGGGAGUUAUAAAAGUGCAAAACUACCAGGCGGCAGCACAUCCAGGAAAGCAAACACGUGGCACAAGCCCGAGGGUGUUGAGAAAUCCAGUAUCGCACUUCCUUCUCCCACAAAAAAACUGAAGCUUGAGCAAGACUUCGUUGAGAAACAUGAAGAUACAAAACCACUUGGAAGCAGCACCAGAAACAAAGAAGGCAAACUUCACAAGCCUGAAGGCAUUCAGAAAGGCAGUGUUCUACCUGCUACCGCUCCCAGAAAACUGAAACAAAACUUGGUUGCGUCGGAGAAGAAUGAGCUUUCCUCUUGUGUGGGUCGCAGCAAUGCAAAUGUACUGGACAAUGUGUUCUCAAAGCAGGCACACAAGCAGCGUGACCCUGAAGUGACUCGGAAACCCAUCACGCAGCCUGCCGCCCCUCAAAGUAUACCCAAGCAGCAAAACAUAACCAACUCCUCAGCCAAGGCAGGGAAUCAGCAUAGUCCUCAAGAUUUUCAGCGUGCUGUUUCUCAAAGUAAACUGAAGCAAUCAAACCAUGUUGCACCUGAGAGGCAAAAGACAAGAAGCGUUGCGCCUAAGAUGCAACAGACAAGAAGCGUUGCACGUGAGAGGAAAAAGAGGAGAAGCGUUGCACCGGGAAAGAAAAAGGAGUAUGCUUGCGUUAGUGUGUGGGCAAACAUCUACGAAUCAGAAUGUUCAAGUGGAUCAGCUGAGCCGCUUGUAAACAAAAGAACAGAGCGAAGGAAGCGAGAGAGAGAACGAGCAGUUCAGAUAACCUAUUCUCGGUCAAGGAAGCGAAGUGCCAGCGGAAUGAGCUUCGUCAAGGCCGAACCUGCGGAGGAAGAAGUCUCAUCUGAACAAGCCAAGCCACCACCUCGAUCUCAAUGCUUGGAGUUCAUUCUUAUUGGUACUGCCCACAAGGUGGUGACUCAAGACCCUAGAGAUCAGUUCCGACGACCAGCUCCACGCAUGGGCAUUGUUGCCCCUUCUGCAGAUCAGGUGAAGACUCAAACCCCAAGAGGUCAGUCCCAGCCAUCAACUCAAACUCUUAGAGAUCAAUCCCAGCGACCAGCUCCAAGCAUGGAUAUUGUUGGUGUCUCUCCUGUAGGCCGGGUGACGACUCGAAUCCCUAGAGGUCAGUUCCAGCCACCAGCUCAAUGCAUGAACAUUGUCAUCUCUCCUGCGGACCUGGCGGCAACUCAAGCCCACACAGAUCAGUCCGUUCCACUUCCAUCUACGUGCAUGGACAUUGCUGCAGUGCCCUCUGCUGACCAGGUGAUGACUCGAGCCCCUGUACAUCAGUCACAACCACUAGCAGCAAGCGCCAUCGCCACAGAUAAUCCUGACGUGAUAGACAUAUCUGAUGAUGACUGA
Molecule: messenger RNA, 2559 nt
Organism: Lolium rigidum
Lineage: Eukaryota; Viridiplantae; Streptophyta; Magnoliopsida; Poales; Poaceae
Exons: 7
Coding region: 1-2559 (852 amino acids)
Biological process (GO): DNA damage response
Cellular component (GO): nucleus
Molecular function (GO): polyubiquitin modification-dependent protein binding; single-stranded DNA binding; metalloendopeptidase activity
Source: RefSeq, a predicted model, not a curated record